AUGGGAGGUUCUAAACUACAAGAGUGGACUCCAAAAUGUAAGUAUGCAGUGGUAGAAUGGCAGAGAACAUAUAGGACGAGAAAGGUGGUCGGCAAAUGGGUGGAGAGACCUAUCAUUAGUAGAUCGGUUCCAGCAACCCCUACUAAGUCUCCCUCAAAGCAGGAAUCUUAUGGUAUGCUUUACCAUGGGGGAGAUGACUUUUCAGGCGACCUUGGUGAUCACAUGGUGACUCCACUGCACCUGCCAAAGUCCCUGAGUCAAAAUGACUAUAUACGUCAAUGGGUCCCAAAGACCAAAGCAUAUCUUGACAUACUCCUUGAAAGAGAAGUUCCAUCAGAUAGGUCAUGUAUCAUCUGUGGGACAGAUGGUGUCUAUAAAUGCCAUGGAUGCUUCGGUGAGCCUCUCUUUUGCACAAGUUGUUGCAGAACCCAGCACCAGAGGCUUCCCUUUCAUCGGGUUAGCCAAUGGACAGGCUCAUUCUUUGAGGAAAGUUGCUUGGUCAAGAGUGGGAUGGUGAUCUGGCUCGGACAUGGAGGAAAUGCAUGCCCAUGGGAUGAUGAUGUAGGGGAGUCAGCUCUGUUCACUACAGGGGAAGGAGAUUCCGACGAUACGGAUGCCGAGAGCACAUUGAAUGAACCAAAUGCCGAGCAGAGCACAAAGGAGGCCCAUGACCUACCGACCGGCGUGCCGUUCAUUAAGAACAACAAGGCCAUGACAACAAUAAUUGACAAGUCCGGAGUACAUACCCACAUCGUCAAGUAUUGCACAUGCCCAGAGGCUGACGCCGCCGAUAUACAGUUGUUUAACAUGGGUUUGUUUCUGGCGUCAUUCAUAGAACCAAAGACAGCAUUUACCUUCGAUGUCUUGAACGACUUCUUACUCGACAACCUGGAGUGCGGGACUUCGGCGAUGAAUUAUUACAGCAAGUUAAGGAGGAUGACCACGAGCAUCUUUCCUCACUUGGUGCCGGACCGUUACCGGGAGCUCAUGAGGGUGGCAAGACAAUGGCGGAAGUUGAAGCUCCUGAAGUGGAAUGGCUUCGGCCAUGAGGAAAAGGAAGUGGGACCUGGCGAUCUAGCCCUCUUUUGUCCGGCAUGUCCUCAGCCGGGAAUUAAUGUCACAUUGCCUGCCGGAGGCACUGCCGAGGACAUCGAUGCUAACAAUGGAUCUGGUCGAGAGACUCCGAGUUGGUUAUACACAAGGUCGCUUGUCAUGGACGGAAACUUCAAAGCCGAGCAUCUGCAUGCCACAAAUCCUGCCGAUGAAGUGUCUCUCAUGGACGGUCGUGGCUUCAUGGUCGGCGAUGCCUUGUACAAGGAGCAUUUGGCCAUUGCCAAGGAUGCCGUGCAACACUCAGAGUGCAACAACCACCGCGCGGUAAAUUUGGCAAAUGCAUCUCGUCACAGAUUGGAGGCCACCGGCAUCGGCGGAUGCGCAUGUGCGAGGCAUGGUUGUUUUGUCCCGCACGCCAUGGUAGAUUUUCAGAAGGGAGAAAGACAGAUGAAUAUGGAUCAUGCACUGUGCGAGGCGUUGAAACUGAACGCCGAGGGCAUCCACCGUGUAUUGACCUUCUAUGAUGUUAACUGUCAGUAUCAUAAGCACCUCCAGGACCGCAUCGCCGACAGUCCGUUGCUGAAGAUGCAUGACGAGCUGGAAAUCACCCCCGGCAUCGGACUAUGGCAUGUCCAUGGCCAUCAAGACAGCUGCUAUGUCAGAUAUGCUUCCAAUUUCAUACAAGGCGCAGCCAGGAUCGACGGCGAGAUCAUGGAGACAUUAUGGGCGCCGUUAAAUAUAAUCUCACCGGCGGCCCGUGGGAUGGGAACUCCUCACCGAAAAGAAUGCCUGGAUUACCAAAUGAAUGAUUGCAACUUCAUGAAAAUGAUCAGAAUGAGCAAAUCGCUUUGCCGAAAAUACAAGGAAGCUAUGAAAGGGGUCGCCGACAGCAACAUGGCAUUUGAGCGGCUUGAUGAGAGCGCCGAUGCCGAUAAAGUCAAAGAUUGGGAGGCCCAAGAGAGGUUGGCACAUGAACGGUGGCGCCAUGAUCCAACAGCAAUGGACAUUUAUGAAGUUCAACUGCGCAAAGCACCGACCAGAAAACAGCAAGAGUUAAGGUUGUUAACGGUGCAAGGCCGGCGGCCUGGCGAGGCGCGCCGGAGAGGUGCGGCAACGUGGCUGACAGAGGGCCUUGCUAUCGAGGAAGCCCAGGUCUCGCUGCAGAUGGAUGUGAGAAAGCUCGGACAUCGGGCAACAGAUACUCAGCGAUUGGCGAUUGGUCGCCGACGUGAUACCCUGCAACGGGAUAUCGAUCGCUGGAUGGCGGCCGGAGCAAUAAUUCUUGGCGAGGACUUAGGCGACAAUGACAUGCAGAUCAUGCAACCAGAUCUGUUAAUACUUCAAGAAGACGUUGAAGAAGAUAUGGACGCCGAGCUUAGAGUGUUUGAGCCGGAAAAGGGGGUGAUUCCUUUGCCUUCCAAUUUGGGGCUAGAGAAAUGUGCGGCACUCGGCAUUGCUGAUAUCGCCGAUCAGGAACUCACGCUCUGGCAAGGUCAGGCGAAUGAUGCCCUGCACCACAUCAGGGUGCAUUUGGCUGACAAGGCGGUCAUUUUCCAGAAGACUGUCAGAGUAGCAAAAUCACAAGCGUUGUCGACCAGAGCUUGGGCUCAAGUUCAUUCAGUGGACAGGGCGGUCAGCAUCAAUGCAAGCAUCUAUUCAAAAUGCCGAUCACAAUUGUGCAGACUCGGCGCAGACGAUGCACUGCUCAAGAGAUACCAACCGUUGACAAGGGAGCAUCUCAAGAGGAACAAUGUGUUAGCUUGGUUUUGUGACUGGCUGAAUGAGUUUUACCGUGUUCACUGGCUUCAUGCCAAGGCUAUGAGAGACUGA
Molecule: messenger RNA, 2883 nt
Organism: Suillus plorans
Lineage: Eukaryota; Fungi; Basidiomycota; Agaricomycetes; Boletales; Suillaceae
Exons: 9
Coding region: 1-2883 (960 amino acids)
Source: RefSeq, a predicted model, not a curated record